AUGGAACUUCUUGCUAUCAUUGCUGAAAACGAAUACAUCCGCAUCGAGAACGAGAAGUUGAAGGCUCUUCUCUCUGGUACUCGCUGCCCCCACCUGACCCAAAAGGGUCUACCCUGCAAGAACAAUGGACUCUGCGCACUCUCUAUAGCUAAGGGUUCCCUAGAUUGGAAUGAAAUCAUAGAUGCAGCUGUCUAUGGUAAUGUCCAGAGGGGGACAAAGGGGAGUGGUUUUCGUAUGAUUUGGUCCCACAAGAUGGCCAAGGGGGUGGAACAACUCGCAUAUCUCCCAGUAUUUGUAUACACCCACGGACCACUCAGUACCAUCCUAAAGAUUGAUCGGAAACCCGACCUAGAAAUCCUAAAGAUGUCGGUGGUUCGAACGGACGCUCCCCAGACACAUGUGAUUCAACCACCCUCUACUACCAUUGGGGAGGGGAAAUUUACCCGUGAGCAAACGAAGGAUGAGAUCCACAACGAGGAAUUGAGAGACCUGAGCCGCGUCCGAACAUUCUAUUAUUUUUAUUGA
This is a messenger RNA of Micromonas pusilla CCMP1545, 525 nucleotides long. RefSeq lists its product as uncharacterized. NCBI's taxonomy places the organism in Eukaryota, Viridiplantae, Chlorophyta, Mamiellophyceae, Mamiellales, Mamiellaceae. The record is from RefSeq and is a predicted model, not a curated record. Bases 1 to 525 code for a protein of 174 amino acids. The transcript has a single exon.